Nezara viridula (southern green stink bug) is the source of this 3843-nucleotide messenger RNA. NCBI's taxonomy places the organism in Eukaryota, Metazoa, Arthropoda, Insecta, Hemiptera, Pentatomidae. The record is from the annotation of a GenBank genome assembly.
UUUUUUAAAUGAAAUAAUAACCUUUAUUUUAAACUUACCUUUUAACUUGUGCAGUUAUUUCUUUACCAUCUUUAUAGCCAUUUUCGCUCGGAUUACUACACUGGCCAACAAAAAAUUAAAUACUUCAAUUUUUAAAUCGAAUAUAAAAAAUAAAUAAAACUAUUUCUGCAAAACACAAAUGUAUCCAUGGAAGAAAAUGAGAUGUUUUAUUUGUAACCAAUAAUUACAGCCAAAAAUAUUAAAUUUAAGUAUUUAAAAUAUUAAAAAUAACACAAAAAACUUUAUAUCGCCAGCAGUUGUUUUGGAGGGAAUUCAAAAUGUUCCUUAAGGAGAUAUAAUAGUAUACGCAUAGUAAAUUUGAAACUAAGUUCAACCAGCCAACGAUUGUUUCAAAUAGCGAAACUUCAAAUAGCAUGGGUAAAAACAGCUGUAAGGACAAUUAAGGGUAUAACAGCCUAUUACCUUAUAUGAAAUCUUAAUCAAGAAACUGAAUAAAAUGAAUAAUUUUAGACCUUUCUUUUGGAACCCUAAUGAACGUGGUCCACCACCAUUUCCACCUGGUGGCUUCCCAAUGCCACCAAUGGCUGGGUUCCCAGGUGGUCCUCCGCCAGGUUUCAUACCACCCCCUAUAAUGCCUCCUGGCCCACCCAUGGCACCACCUUUUGGUAUGCCUCCACCAGGUUUUGGAUUUCCGCCAGGACCCAAUCCAGUUGUUCCGGAAAUUCCUAAAGAUUCUGGAAAGCCACCUCCUGUUGAAAAUGAUAAAUCUAACGGCUCAGAUGAAAGCAAAGAAAAGAAAGUUGAAUGGACUGAACAUAAAUCACCAGAUGGAAGGACUUAUUACUAUAAUACUGUAACAAAAAAGAGUUAUUGGGAUAAACCGGAUGAGCUGAAAUCACCAGCUGAGAGGAAGUUAUCACAGUGUCCUUGGAAGGAAUAUAAAUCUGACUCAGGAAAAGUUUACUAUCAUAAUGUUGUUACUAAGGAAUCUCGGUGGACAAUUCCCAAAGUACUUGAAGAACUUAAAGCCAAAAUUGAAGAAGAUGAGACUGACAAAGAGAAGCCUGAAGAAGCAAGAAGUACGACACCAGCUCUACCAGCUGAACAAAAUUCAGCAACCAUACCUAUGCCAACAAGUGCGGCUGAAGUAACAAAAUCAACUACUCCUCCACCUAUUACCAAUACCAAAUCAGCUUUGGAUCAAGCUAUGGCUGCAACUCUUGCUGCAAUAAGCGUAGCGACUCCUCCUCCACGAGCAGAUGAAGAUAGCAAUUCAAACCUAUCUAUUCCUAGUAGAACUGCAACUCCUGACCCAAAAAUAUCUUACAAAGAUAAAAAAGAAAUGGCUGAAGCAUUUAGAAAUCUUCUCAAGGACAAGGAUAUUCCAAGUAAUGCAUCCUGGGAACAAGCUGUCAAAUUAAUUGUAAAUGAUCCUCGUUACCCUCAGCUAAAACAUUUUAGUGAUAAGAAGCAAGUCUUUAAUGCUUAUAAAACACAAAGGAGAAAAGAAGAAGCCGAAGAGCAGAGGUUGCGAGCAAAGAAAGCAAAAGAAGAUUUAGAACAUUUUCUUAUGACAACUGAUAAAAUGCACUCUACUAUGAGGUAUUAUCGAUGUCAAGAAACCUUUGGUCAUCUUGAUGUUUGGAAAAAUGUCCAUGAUUCAGACCGCCGUGAAAUAUAUGAGGACUGCGUAUUUAAUCUUGCCAAAAGGGAGAAGGAAGAGGGUAAAGCCAGGAAAAAGAGGAAUAUGAAGCAGUUAGCCACAAUUCUUGAUUCCAUGACUCAAAUCGACCAUCGAACUACGUGGCAAGAAGCGCAACAAAUGCUUCUUGAUAACCCAAAUUUUGUUAAUGAUGCUGAUUUACUAGGCAUGGAUAAAGAAGAUGCUCUUAUAGUAUUUGAAGAUCAUAUAAGAGAACUUGAAAAGGAAGAAGAGGAAGAGAAAGAAAAAGAAAAAAAGCGCAGGAAGAGACAGCAACGUAAAAACAGAGAUGCAUUUGGUAUGCUGUUGAAUGAAUUACAUGAAGAAGGAAAACUUACAUCUAUGUCAUUAUGGGUAGAAUUAUAUCCAAUUAUUAGUGCUGAUUUACGAUUUUCAGCAAUGUUAGGACAAUCAGGUUCAACGCCAUUGGACCUAUUCAAAUUUUAUGUUGAAGAUUUGAAAUCAAGGUUUCAUGACGAAAGAAAAAUUAUAAAAGAAAUCUUAAAAGAAAAAGGUUUUGAGGUUGAGGUGUCAACAACUUUUGAAGAAUUUGCGACUGUGGUUUGUGAAGAUAGAAGAUCUGCCACUCUUGAUGCAGGAAAUGUCAAACUUACUUACAAUGCUCUCCUAGAAAAGGCUGAAUCAAGAGAAAAAGAACGUGUUAAAGAAGACCAAAGGAGGCAAAGGAAAGUGGAGUCAGCAUUUAGGAGCCUUCUGAAAGAUUAUGAUGUAGAUUACACUACAGAUUGGUCUGAAAUAAGGGACAAAAUUCAAGGUGAAGAAGCAUUCAGAACGCUUUCAAUAGAAGCUGAUAGACUGAGGGUGUUUAAGGAAUAUCAACAAGAAAUCGAAGAAGCUUGUAGCCAUCACCAUACAAGAUCAAAGAAAGCUAAGAAAAAUAAAAAGAAUAAGAAGCGUUCGCGUUCAAGAUCACCUAUUUCUGAAAGUGACUCUGAUAGAGGAUAUAAAGAACGAUCUAAGAGAUCAAGGAGACAUAAAUCAAGAUCAGCUUCUGAGUCCUCAGAUUCAGAACACCGAAGAAAAGCCAAAAGGAAGAAAUCAAAGAAGAAAAGGGGACAUUCACACAGUCCCAGGGGAGAGUCUGAUGAAAAGAGAGAAACGGAAAGCAAAAAGAGCGGCACGCCUACAAGUCCCUCUUAUGAUGCGAAACCUGACAGGUCGGAAGAUCUCUCAGACAGCGAACUUGAGAAGAGGAGGAUAGCACUUCUCCAGCAGUUGCAUGAAGAAGUGGAAUAGGCUGUAUAUUAUAUACUGUCAUACCCAAAUUGUAUAGUUUUUACAAAUUUAUUUAAAGACAAUGGUGAAUUUUAUUUUAUUUUUAUUUUUUAAUUUUCUUGGUAAAAUAAAUUAUCAAUCUAUAUGUACAAUAUUAUUUAUCAUAUUGAGUUAGGGUAUAUAAUAAAUUUCACAAAUUAAUAAAUGUUACAUUUGUAACCCAUCCCAAUUUAAAUAUUUUGUAAUUGAAAUUAAAUAAUACCAUAUAAUUCCCUAAUCACUUUCAUUGGCCAAGAUAAAUCAUUCCUAACUUUUGGGUAAGUACAAAAAAGUAUUUCUUUCUGGCAAUAGACUUAUUUUUGUUUUUGUUUUAAGGGCAUUGGAUAAUUCCGCACAGCCAGUUUGAAAUUUAUGAUGUUCUUAGGUAAUUUUGGACUAAACUUGUUUCUUAAUUGUUUUAAAAUAUUUUAACUUAUCUGAUUAAAUUAUAUUACUUACCUGACUCUCUGACGGUAUUUGUUUAUAUGUAAUGUUGUUAUUGUCUGUCUAAGUUGAUAGACUUCAUAUGUGUUGAAACUUAUAAGGAAUGAUCAAAAAAUUGUUUUGAAUAUUUUUUAUACUGCGACUAUAAAAAGGAUAAAAAAUAAUUAGGAAAUUGCUAGGUAAUCAGUUCUCAGUGUACACUUAGAUGUUUCUACAAAAUUGAAUCUUGUUAAGUUAUAUUUAAUUUUAUUAAAAUAUCAGAAUGAAAUGUUAAUUCAGAAAAAUGCUAUAGAAGUUAUAAAGAUAUUUGGUAUGAUUUCAUUUCACAUCUAGAUUUAGUGAUCUUGUUAAAAAUGCCAACAUUUCAAUAUAGUAAAUUGUAUUUAUGUAUUUAUAAAUAUUUUUAAUUGAGCUAGUAAGAG